CACCGCCUCUCCUCGGGGCCCGCCGCAGCCCGGGGGCUGGCGGGGCGAGAGGGAAUAACCGUCUGCCGAGCGCUCCAUCGCCACUGCCCCUCGCCUCCGCAGAGCACCGGCCGGCCGUGCCCGGAGCCGGGGUUCGCCGGGGUCCCGGGCUGCGCCUGCCCCUGGUUCGUCCCCGCUGGUGUUUCCAAGGAGACCUGGGCUGCCGCCUGCACCGCGGAGCCGCCGCCGAGCCAGGGCCGGCGGGAAGCGCGGCCGCCGGGGCAGUUCUGCAGCCCGCAGUUCGGCGCCCAGGACGCACCGUGGCAGGCAGACCAGCUGUCUUCCCAGCUUUACAGGAACAAGCAGCUUCAAGAUACUUUGCUUCAGAAGGAAGAGGAACUUGCUAGGUUACAUGAAGAAAAUAAUAACCUCCGACAAUACCUGAAUUCUGCCCUGAUUAAGUGUUUAGAAGAAAAAGCCAAGAAACUGCUGUCCUGCCAUGGCCAAAAAACCUGUGCUAUUCUCAAAAGCACCAAGAGGAGAUUAAAAGAGGACCACUGCUUUGUUCCUCAGGAAACUCCUCAUGCUUCCAAAGCCAGAAGGAACCUCUUUAAUGAAUUCACUGCCUGUGAAGAGCAAGCCAGCCCUGCUGUGGACAGCUGGGUCUUGCAGACUUUAGGAUUAAAAGAUGUGAACACCAUUGAUGAAACUUCAGCUAACUACAGUGCCCUCUCCUCAGACCUUGGAAAAGACACAUACUGCCUAAGCCCUGGUGAAGCAGUAGACUGUGACCACAGUGAAGGAGCAUCAGCAGCAUAUAGCUGCAGCCACGUGCCUUCAGCUAACAACAGUACCCACCCAUGCAGUGAGGAUGGAGAUUCCUUCCUUCCUCAGUUUUCUUCAGCGCCAUGUGUCUCAUCAGUGCCAAGUGUUUCCUGCCUCCCAGUCUAUGGGUUGCCUUAUUUGACUGGCAAUUUGUCACCCAACAAAACAGAAAUGGCCUUCACAACAUCACUAAGUCCUCACCGCAAUGUGAGAACACACACCUUCCACCAAGGACAAGCCUUUGUGCGCAGGGAUGAUGAUGGAGGAUGGAGAUUCACCUGGGUGCCCAAACAAGCUGAAUAAUGCACCUGCAUUGAGGGUCAGCCACAGGGGAUGCAGGAGACAGACACUUCAUCUUGUGCUUGAGACAGAUUCAGGCAGCAAAAAUGAGCCCUUCUGGGCUCUGAUAAAUGCUCCUCUGUCAUGUACCCACUCCUCAUUCCCUUCCAGAUACUCACAGGUGUGGCUCCAUAUGGCACUUGGACAAUUAUCUGCCCCAGGCCAGAUGUACAAAUUGGAUCCACUUCUCUUGUGCCUGUGUUGAGAUACCUGGUUUUACUUGCUUCAUGGUUUUUCUAUCAUCAGAUUCUCCUUGUUAACUGGUGGUUAACAAGGCUGGAGUGCUUUCAGCUUUGAUGUUUGAAAGCAUUUUGGGAAUACAGUUUGUAAAUAGCACUUUUCUCAGAUAUCCACAGAUGACAAAGGAGGCAUAGGUUGGAGGCUGAGAAUCAGCAGUUUCUAAGUGAUUUGUGUCUCUCCUGGCUACACAUAUUGCCUUGGAUUAAGGCAAUCGUGGGUAUUUGUUAAUGUACUACACUAGGCUGACCUACCUGCAGUCACGUGGUGCUGUCACAUUCUUUGAUGAUGCCUUAAAAUAAACAGGAUUUGCUUCUAUUGCCUGAAGGCUACUUAAUUACAAGUGAUUCAGCAAGUUCAGGGGAUUUUCUUAAGGUGUGAUUAAGAGAUUAAUGUUUACUGCAUUGUGUUUUAAAGGUAUUUUAACUGUCAGAUAAAAGGAGUUUAAAAGGUUUGAGCCUUGGAACAGGAACUAGAAUUGGAGAUGCUGUAAUGACACUAUCAUCACCAGCCAAGGCCUUGGCCCAAUGUAUUAGUGGCAGAAAUUGUCUCAUCUGUGGGUAAUGUACACUUAGAGCUCUUCUUUCUUCUGCGAAGGAUUCAUUCCCAUUGUCUGCAGCAUCCCACUAAUAUUUUGACGGAUUUUAUUCUGUUUACCUGCCUAAUGAUGAGGGGUUUUGGAAGCCCUCAUAAAAGAGAACCACUCCUGGCUUCAUAAGCAAUUUCUGUGGCUCCAGUGGGGCUUUUUCUGCAACAUCAAGAGCUGCACUUGUGAAACUGGAGGUUUUCUUUCUAUGGAACAACUUCUUGACCUCUUUGUCCUGAUCUCUGAGAUCUAUCUGCAAUCAACACCAGCCCAGAGUCAGGGCUGCUUCCUCCUUCUCCCAUAACCACACACUUCUAUGGCAAUGUUUCUCCUGGCUGGGGCAGCAGUAUCACUUGGUGAUUAGAGUGAGCCUUUCAGAACCCCAAACUUCAACACCAGCUCUUCCCUACCCAUGUCUCUGCCAGGCAGUAGUGGGCUGAAGUGAAGACCAUUGCUACACCUUGAGAAUGCUUUAAAAAUCUCAGAAGAGAAGGUACUCUAGCACUGCACAGGACUUGACUUUUAGUAACACUACUAAUGAUAUGAAGUUAACUGACAUGAAGUAAACUCACUAGUAAUGUUUUAUGUUACCUUUGUUUUCUGCUUUACAGUAGUUUGAUGUCUCAGUAUUGGAAAUAGAGUGAUUUGGUUAUUCUUGCUUUCAGAAUGGUCCCAGGGACUUUAAGGAAGUAAAGUAAAAAUUACUGUAAUAGAGGAUUUCCUUCCAGUGGCUUAUUUUCCUAUAGAAAACUGGAUAUUCCUUUAUUUUUAGAGGAUAAAAAUAUCUCCUGAAUAGCCUCUUGUGCCUUAGGAUUGCAAUAUUUGGGAUUCUGUAUUUAAUAUAGAAUCUAUACUUGAUAUAGAAUUUCAAUAUUUGGAAUUGUAUAUAUAAUAUUUUGAUUUCCCAGAAGACUUUUAAACAAACUCAGUAUUUCUGGGUAGUUACUUUAAAGUCAGUCAUGGGGCAGACUUCCACAAGAGGCAAUCUGAAAGCAUUGAUUGUAGGCAUUAUUGCACUGGAUAUAAAAAAACCCCCACAAAACCAAACCAACAAAACCAAUGCACAUAGAAUAAAUGCAAGUAUUUGGAGGUUUUGUUGUGAUCAAUAAAAAUGUGGGCAGCUGAUGAAGACUGGUCAGACAAGACCACUGUUUCUGUAGUACUUUUCAGCUUUUCAAUGAGAACAGAAGAAAAAUCCUGUCCUUCAAACAACUGAUUUCUUUCUCAAGGCAUUUCUUUUCUAUUAAUCUCCCUAUGCCCUGCUAUAUAAGAUAGCAUUGAAGAAAAUACUCCUGUCACUGGAGUGCUUAUUGAUGCAUGUGGUAGUGUAGAAAACGCCUGACUUUAACAUAGAUACAUGAUGGGAGACCCUGGAAUGUGUGGUGUGUGGGAUGAACAGCAUGCCAGGAGUAGGCAGUGUGGCCAGAGCAUUACACCCAACACAGCUGUAGGUGCCACAUCUUUCAAAGCAGCUGUAAAACAUAAGCAGAGGAAGAUCUGUGUUUUCUAUCACUUUUGAGUGCUAUGACUUAUGUUUUUCAAUGCUAUGGAGCAGUAAUAAGUACAUUUGUCCUAUCAGCAAAUUAUUUUUUUUUUUUUUUUUUCCCCUCUAAAGAAAGAGAAAAAGCUUUUCACCUGUUUCCUCCUGCAGAGAGCCAGAACAAAAGUGUCUCAUCUUUGGUACAAUCUCAAAGGAUUUCAGUAGGAACAAACUGAUGCUUGAACCUUCACCAGCCUUUUGCAAAGGGGUGACUGGGCCCCUUCCCUCAUAGCAAAUAAAUUAUUAAAAAAAUAGUAUUUCUUGAGUUAUUAUGAAAAACAAUAGGAACAAGCUGUUCUAUGUCUAACACCAACCCACAGCAAGCAAGUUAGCCCCAAGGUGAGGAAUGAGACUCUUCUGCUUUUUUGUUUCUCUAUAAUACUCCUGCGAAGCUCAGUGGUGCAAUUCUCAUUGAGGACAAGUCUCAGUGACCAACCUAUUCCUUUAGAUAAAUGUUGCUCUUACUGCCAAAAGCAAGCCUUUACUCAGCAUACCUCCCUCUAAACUGCCUGGUUCUUCCGAAAAUCCUGCAUCCACGCAGAUAUAAUAGAUAUGGAAACUGAAGGCAUCUUACAGUAAGUUACUGUCAAAUGGUGGGAUAUGGAGGACAAUUACUGACUGGGCUGGUGCUGGUUUGACAUGUUGAUUUGACAUGCUGUGUCCCUGUGACUUCCUUGAGCCUGAAAGCAGUAAAGCUGCUUUAAAUAAGGCACUGCUUCCAGCUUAUUUGCCUUUAUCUCCCAGUAGGGCUUAUGACCUUAGGUGCAGGCUGGGGCUGCAGCAGCAACACUGCUACUAACUUGAUACUAGUAAGCCUGAAUCUAGCUCCUCAGUGUGUAGGCACACAGUAGAUGCACCCUAGACUGAACUUUUAAAAGUCAGCCAUAGAACUGGAGCCUGAACACACCAUUUUUUUCUUCAUAAGAUAAAAUUCUGGAAAUGCUUAUUUACUUUAAAAUUACUGUCCAGUUUGCACAGUUCUUUGGCUUGCAAAGGCAUGGGAGGGGAGAUCUUUCCUGUACCAAGCCUAAAGCAGGUUUUGAGAUGGGGGUUCAGUCCUGGUUUGUGCCGGAUGCUUCCUGUUUGUCCUUUUGUAUCCCACUCUCAGUACUAAAACAGAGCUAAAGCCGCCCUGCUACUCAUGGAAAGUGCAAGGUAAAGCCCAGGGAAGCCUGUGACACAUUACUAUGCCACAGAAGUAGCUAGACAUCAAUAGGAAUGAAAGCAAAAAGUGGAAACAAAAUACAGUUCUUCACAAAGCCAUCACAAGUAGGUAGCCAGGGGAUAGUACAGAUGAAGAGUUUCAGCUUAGUACUGUACUUCUAACUUCAAAAACAAAUCAGGCAGCUGGAAUAGAAGAGCAGGAGGCAGAAGUUCUGGGGUUCCAAUAUUGCCUGUGGUAUUACACUUUGUUUCUGUACUUUGGUUUGUAUGGAACCCACCACUAGACCAGUUCAUAGCAAUUUAACCAGAAAACAUGAUUCUUGCUGCUGUGUGAGAAGUUCCUUCUUACCAAGGAUCAGUACCAGGCCCAUAUACCUCCAGGAUGUGGAAGUAUGACUUGAAUAGCCCAGGGGCCCUGGGAAGUUCUUUGAGCAGCAGUGAACUUCAUUGUCUGUAAAUAUGCACCUGGUAUUAACAUGUUCGUUUUAUUUUUUUGAGGUUUGUUUGCUUUAUUAUGUGAAUGUAACAUGUGCAGCUGUACACCUUAAAACAAUCUGUGUUUUUACAAAGACAUGCUAAUAGAAAUGGGAGUUAAUUUAACACUUACUAUGUUGAUGUUUGUGAUUUUUGUGACUAAGAAGACCAUGACCAUAUGUAAAUGUCAAUUUUACCAGUGGCAUUAAGUUCUAAUAAAACUUAACAUGUAA
Messenger RNA from Strigops habroptila (Kakapo), 5377 nucleotides. It is a transcript of the gene GMNC, whose product is annotated as geminin coiled-coil domain containing. Gene Ontology annotation, biological process: negative regulation of cell cycle; negative regulation of DNA replication. The transcript is spliced from 4 exons. The annotation marks the transcript as partial. The record is from RefSeq and is a predicted model, not a curated record. Gene Ontology annotation, cellular component: nucleus. Lineage: Eukaryota; Metazoa; Chordata; Aves; Psittaciformes; Psittacidae.